UGUCAUAUCUGUUGGCAGCAAAAAUAUGGAUUUGUAGUGAUAGAUAAGGAUAGCGCGAUUUCAAAUGGUCGUUAUAGAAAAGGAUUUAACGACUUUGCGACAUCAUAACGCGAUUAGUUGUUGUCGAUACGUUAAGCAGACAAUAUUGAUAGCAGCAUGGAGAUUAGAGAUCGUGAGAAAUUAGUAAAACAGAUUGAGAAAACGUGUGAUUCGAUUCGCAAAAAGUAUCGAGCUUUGAAAACUGGUAAGAUGGAGGAAGAUAUGGCGUUGGAGAGGCAUUUUAAGCCCAUUGUCGAACCUCUAAAGAAAAUUGUUGAAAACACCGUUGGCGAAGAAUCUAAUUUCAUCAAGACUGAAACAGCAGAGAAGGAGUAUGCAAAACCUAAACGAAAACAAUCAAACGUUUCGUUUGAACAUUAUCCUCGGGAGAGGAAGACUACUUUGAAUGAAACAGCCAAAAAUUUACAACCGCGCGAAUUAUCGUACGAACAUCCGCACACACUCUCCGUCGAAGAAAUUUUCGAAAACCCUAACGAACCUCUUGUAACGUCCGUUCGACACAAGUUACAAACGGUCGAGGGGCAAAAAAUUUUAAAAACGCACUACGGUACGUUGGGACAAAAGUAUUUAGGAGCUGUCUUAAGCGGUAAAAAAUCCGUCAAUAUAGAUAGUGUUUACGGUGUUUAUUUCAGCAACAAUGGAACGAUGAUUGGUAACAAACGUAUCGAUUUGGAUAAGAACGAUGAUAUAAUCGUAGAUGGAAAAAAGUAUACUGGGACACAAGGCCUUUACGAACUGAUUUUCAAAAAAUUUCCUGAAGAAGAUAGUUAUACAAAAUCUGAUAAACGCAACUACAAAAGUAUACUUUUGGCAACAAAUGCACAUAGACGUGAUCACAACAUGCAUAAUCCUGUAAAUAGUAACAAGGGACAUAAGUAUAGAAAUAUAAUUGCACCCUUGCUAAAAGGUGUUAGAGAAGGUAUGCCGUGUACCGUGACGCUAAACAACAACAAGAUCGAUUAUGUUCAUUGGGACGAUCCCAACGAGCUUGUAGAUCGUUUUCGAUUGCUUGAGGCCUCUCGCCAAGCGGGUCACAAUGAUCACGAUAACGAAAUCAUGUCGAUCAUCGAAGAACUCCGCGAGGCUGGACUUAUUAUAAAUUAA
Messenger RNA from Vollenhovia emeryi, 1164 nucleotides. RefSeq lists its product as uncharacterized. The transcript is spliced from 3 exons. The coding region runs from base 157 to 1164 and encodes 335 amino acids. The record is from RefSeq and is a predicted model, not a curated record. Lineage: Eukaryota; Metazoa; Arthropoda; Insecta; Hymenoptera; Formicidae.